Megachile rotundata (alfalfa leafcutting bee) is the source of this 3444-nucleotide messenger RNA. RefSeq names its product Rhodopsin 5 (gene Rh5). The record is from RefSeq and is a predicted model, not a curated record. Gene Ontology annotation, molecular function: G protein-coupled receptor activity. Gene Ontology annotation, biological process: visual perception; G protein-coupled receptor signaling pathway. Gene Ontology annotation, cellular component: membrane. NCBI's taxonomy places the organism in Eukaryota, Metazoa, Arthropoda, Insecta, Hymenoptera, Megachilidae.
UCUGCCUUCUUUGCCGUUCGCCACCUGGCUACUCUUUCAGCGGUCUCGCGAUCUCAUUGCUUCCGCCCUCGUCCAAUCCGGUUCGUUCGCGACAGCUUUUAACGUAAUUUCGAUCGAUCAGAAGAGUUACGAACGUCACGGACCGUACGCGUUUCGGACCCUCUCGAAAAACCGACGACGUAGAAAGCGCAGCAAGCGGUUUCUUUCCAACGAACCCGAAUGCUCGGGUCAAACAAACGGGCUCCAAGAGGGAAUCUCCGAGCAAAACUCAAAGGGAAGGACGACCGCUUUGCUACGACUCGAUGUGUGCUCUCGGUCCACUCGAUUUCGUCGACUCGUUUUCGCCAUCGUGGAAAACGCCUCCCGCACGAUUGUGCUCUCGAGCGACACUUUCCGGUAAGAUUUCGAUUUUUCGAGAACCGUCGCGAGCUUCGUGGAGUUUUCGUCGGCGAGUAGGGUCGACUAAAUCGAUCCCGAAGCACGUUGCAACCAGAUGGACCUUGAGAUUGCGGUUUAUUUUAUGCCAAGGCUGCCCAGCACGCUCCCGCAGGGACAUUGCGCGAAGUCACGAAUGCCGUAAUUGAAAAUCAAUAUUUGCGCUAGGUUUGCACCGUGCACGGAACGUUGCUCGCGAAUACUUGUUUCGUCCGAUCGAAAUCUUUCGAGCGUGCGGCGCGCUUCUACCGAGCCUGGUUAUCCUGUUCGCGUCGCGCUUAUCGUUCGCCUCGCCGAGCAUUACGAGUCGCUGGAAAACGGAUAAAAUAUUACGUUCGAUUCCGGCGAUCUAAUUUCCGCCGUUAAUCGCGACGUUUCCAAGAAACUUCCUUCUCGUCCCUUUCGAUAGACGCUGCACAAUGCUGGGCGCUUGCUUCCAGUCCGUGUUAGGGUGGAUAGAAAGCGAGGAUGAUAACGCGCUUCUCUUUGCGACCGUUUCGAGUCGAGAAGACGUAAUCCUUCGAGAGUCAUGAAGUUUCGUUCAACGGGGAAAUUGCGAGUCUGGUAUUUUGCUUAGCGUGUUUGCCGGUUGGAUUUGUAGCGCGUUCGCGUUUGAAAAACGCUGCCGCUCGUACAGCCGUACCGAAAACCGUAGUAGGUAGGUAGUUUGCCAAGUCUCAGCGAGACGAGAGGUUGUGUAGACGAGGCGAGAGAAAGGGUGCAAUUAAGCUCGCGUUCUCGGUUUAUUUGCUUGGCCGGGUCGCAGGGGAUACGCGUCUCGAGGCGGGAAAAGCGACUGCGUGAAUAGGGUCGACGAGCGAGAACGAGCCGCUGAAUACUCGGACGAUCGGCACACGAUCUCCGCGAAUCCUUCGUUUCGGAACGAGUGACACGGUAAACUCGAUAAUGCGCGUAAAAUAUUGAAAGUACGUCGAUCAAUGCCAGGCUCUUCUUCGAAAAGCGUCACGAUGGUACCGAGGACGAAGCUGGAAUCGGUACUCUUAUUCCUUGGCCGAGUUUGUUCGAGGUAUCCCAAGAAUAGAACCGUUGCGUUACGGUGCUUUCGUGUGUCUAUCGCUUUUACCGGUAAAAGUCUUGCACUCGCACGUACUCGCAAUUUAUUCGAUCCGAAAGUUAAUGGUUUUCGAACAAUUGCAGGCUCGAAAUUGGGUUGCUUCUAUCCGUGAUCGGUGCUUUUCUAGCCAACAGUUUUUUUACGGUUGGUAAAUCGAGGAUAACGCGUGCCCGAAGCGAGCGAUACGAAUUAAACCGAAAUAUCGUACUUAUCUUUCGUUCGUGUACGCGAUCGCAUAAUCGCGAGACGAGCGAUCGAGUAAUUGGACGACACGCGUAUACUCGUUCGAGGAUUCAUCGAAACGAUUGGCCAUACUCGUGUUCGUCGAUAAAUCUGUUGUAAUCGUUAUUUACCGUUGCUACUCGACACGGUCAAGAGGGAAUUGCAACGUUUACGAACUCGUAUCGCGAACAGAUUAUUACUCGAAACAUUUUAUUCCUUGUGCCCUCGUUAAAAGGCCGGAGAUAGCGACGAAUCGGUGGAAAACUACUUAUGCGAAUAAAGCUGCAAAGAACAAGGAUAAGGACUCGAGGUGUUUCAACCGGGCUGAUUUACGAGAAGGCAUUUAGGCUCGCCUCGGACAUAAUUGCAGCUGGUCUUCUUCCUUUUACUCUGGCAUGUUCCGUCGAUGCGAGAACGGUUCCUGGGAUGGAACGUACCGCCGGAACACUCGGACCUCGUGCAUCCCCAUUGGAGAGCGUUCCUUGCACCUGGAAAAUAUUGGCACAUUGGAUUAGCGCUCAUCUAUAUUAUGCUGCUAGUGAUGUCUGUCGUAGGAAAUUGUUGCGUGAUAUGGAUAUUCAGCACGUCAAAAUCAUUGAGGACGGCUUCCAACAUGUUCAUAGUCAGCUUGGCGAUAUUCGACAUCAUAAUGGCGUUCGAAAUGCCCAUGUUAGUGAUAAGCAGUUUCGCGGAACGGAUGAUCGGUUGGGAACUCGGUUGCGAUAUCUACGCGGUGUUUGGUUCUAUUUCUGGGAUGGGCCAAGCGAUCACGAACGCUGCGAUCGCUUUUGACCGAUACAAAACCAUAUCCUGCCCGAUCGAUGGACGACUGAAUUCGAAGCAAGCCGCGAUAAUCAUUGCUUUCACGUGGUUCUGGGUGACGCCGUUCACUGUUUUACCGCUACUGAAAGUCUGGGGUCGUUUCACCACCGAGGGUUUUCUAACUACCUGCUCGUUCGACUUUCUUACGGAAGAUCAAGACACGAAAGUCUUUGUCAUGUCUAUUUUCAUUUGGUCCUACUGCAUUCCUCUAUCUUUCAUCGUGUACUUUUACUCUCAACUGCUCAAGUCUAUUCGCAGCCACGAGAAAAUGUUGCGCGAACAGGCUAAGAAGAUGAACGUAAAGUCUCUGGUGUCGAAUCAAGAUAAGGAGAGAAGCGUGGAAAUGAGAAUCGCCAAAGUGGCGUUCACCAUCUUCUUCCUGUUUCUCUUAGCUUGGACACCGUACGCGACGGUCGCUCUCAUAGGGGCAUUCGGCAAUCGGGAACUUUUAACACCGAUAUCCACGAUGCUCCCUGCUCUAUUCUGUAAAACGGUUUCUUGUAUCGACCCGUGGAUUUACGCGAUCAAUCAUCCUAGGUACCGACAAGAAUUGCAGAAACGGUGCCAGUGGAUGGGUAUUCGAGAACCAGAAAUACCGCACGACACCGCGUCCUCCCAAACCGAAAAGGUCAAAUCGGACGAUUCCGCGUAAAUCGAGCGUUCCUCGAACCUCGAUCGACUGCGAGGACGAUCCUUUAUCCGAUCGAGAUCCGCAAGCCACCACGAGCGCGAUCUCGAUCUCUGAAUUCUACUUUCGCUACGACGUACGAACGCGUACGACCGAAAUAAUUCUACGUGACCAAUGGAAGACUGCGAGAUCAAAGCGAUUUGUGUAUCGAUACCGAUUGUACUCUUAUUAAAUCACUAAUAAAGCAAAUUAUGAAGCAAAA